AUGCUCCGUUGGGUUUCUAUUAAAAGGUCCAGAAAAACACAAUCAUCAGGUACAUCUUCUGAUUACCAGAAUUCAUCAAAAAGUAAGAGAAAAAAUAAAACACCUAAAUUUGUUACUGAUAUGUCUCUAACUGUUGAUGGUUCUUGUAUUAAUAAUAGUGCUAGAAGUGAAGGUUACCAAUCACUUGAUGAAAAAUUAUCAAAUGAAGAUGGUUCAAUAAGGACAACAAAACAUGACACAACUUCAGUUUAUAGUACUAAUAAUAAUUCAUUAAAACCUCCACAAUCAUCAAUAACAGGUGGAUCUCGAAGGCAUUCUUUACUUUUACCUCGUGAACAAUGGAAUAAUAAAAUGGAAUUCCUUCUUGCUGUAAUAGGUUAUGCUGUUGAUUUAGGAAAUAUAUGGAGAUUUCCUUCUAUUUGUUACAAAUAUGGAGGUGGAGCUUUUUUAAUACCAUAUUUAAUAAUGCUCCUUGUUGGUGGUUUACCAAUGUUUUACUUAGAACUUCUUCUUGGUCAAUAUCAUCGUUCUGGAUGUAUAUCAAUUUGGAAAGGUUUAUGUCCACUUUUUAAAGGUAUUGGAUAUGGAAUAUGUAUAAUAUCAACAAUUAUGGCAUGUUUUUAUAAUGCUAUUAUAGCUCAAGCUGUAUAUUUUACUUUUGCUUCAAUUACAUCAUUAGAAGUUCCAUGGAAAAGAUGUGGUAAUUCAUGGAAUACACCAUUAUGUAGAGAUGAUACAAUGACAAUUGAUAGUAUUAAUAAAAAUAUAACAACUUUUCAUAGAACUGCAUCACAAGAAUAUUAUAUUUAUAAUGUUUUGGAAUCACAUAAAUCAUCAGGUUUUGAUGAUUUAAAUGGUAUUAAAAUUGAAUUAGCUGGAUGUUUAGCAGUUGUCUUUUUUACAGUUUAUUUUGCUUUAUGGAAAGGACCUAAAAGUAGUGGUAAAUUUGUUUGGAUAACAGCUACAGCUCCUUAUAUUGUUUUAUUUAUUCUUCUUAUUAGAGGUAUAACAUUACCUGGAGCAUCAAAAGGAAUAAAAUAUUACUUAACACCAAAUUUUACAACAUUACAAGAUCCUGAAGUUUGGACUGCUGCUGCUACACAAAUAUUUUUUUCACUUGGACCUGGUUUUGGUGUCUUAUUAGCAUUAUCAUCUUAUAAUGAUUUUCAUAAUAAUUGUUAUCGUGAUGCUAUUGUAACGUCUAUCAUUAAUUGUCUAACAUCAUUUUUUUCUGGUUUUGUUAUAUUUUCAACAUUAGGUUAUAUGAGUGAAAUAACAAAUACCCCAGUUUCAGAGGUUGUUGGUGCCGGAGAAUCAUCACUUAUCUUUAUUGUUUAUCCACAGGCACUUGCAACUAUGAGUUAUUCCAAUUUAUGGAGUUUUAUUUUUUUUGUAAUGCUUAUAACUCUUGGAAUUGAUUCUACAUUUGCUGGUAUUGAAGCAUUUAUAACAGGAUUUUGUGAUGAAUUUCCACAUUUUAUUGGUCGUAGAAGAGAACUAUUUGUGGGAGUAGUAAUAUUUUUAUUUUUUAUUGGUUCUCUGCCUACCGUAACUUAUGGUGGUAGUUUUGUUAUUCCAUUUCUGGAUGGUUAUGGUGUUUCACUGUCUGUUCUUUUUAUAGUAAUGAUGGAAAUGAUAGUCGUUUGUUGGUUUUAUGGAAUAAAUAAAUUUUCAGAAAAUGUCAGAGAAAUGUUAGGUUUUUAUCCAGGAAGAUAUUGGAGAACUUGUUGGAUUUGUUGUCCUGUCUUUAUUGGAAUUAUCUUUUCAUUGGCUGUCUAUAAUACUAAUUUUAAACCAAUGGUUGAUGGUGAUUAUACCUAUCCACAAUGGUCUGUCUAUCUUGGAUGGGGAAUUAGAAUGUUAUCAGUUUUAGCUAUUCCAGUUUAUGGUUUAAUUUUAAUUAUAAAAACACCAGGAGCAUUAUCUAAACGUUUACGUUUAGCAUUAACACCACAAAAAAGAAGAGAUUCAAGGAGGUUAUCAGUUUGUAAUUCUAAUGUUACUAGACAAAGUAUUAUUCAAUUAAAUGGAAAUACUGUUAUUACAACAGCACCAAAAACAUCAAUUGAUAAUGAGAAAUUUAAUAAAAUUUUCCUUUAA
Strongyloides ratti is the source of this 2100-nucleotide messenger RNA. Its product is annotated as Transporter. Gene Ontology annotation, cellular component: neuron projection; membrane. The transcript has 4 exons. The record is from RefSeq and is a predicted model, not a curated record. The coding region runs from base 1 to 2100 and encodes 699 amino acids. Lineage: Eukaryota; Metazoa; Nematoda; Chromadorea; Rhabditida; Strongyloididae. Gene Ontology annotation, biological process: sodium ion transmembrane transport; serotonin uptake. Gene Ontology annotation, molecular function: serotonin:sodium:chloride symporter activity; serotonin binding.